Molecule: messenger RNA, 1325 nt
Organism: Zea mays
Lineage: Eukaryota; Viridiplantae; Streptophyta; Magnoliopsida; Poales; Poaceae
Product: yabby14
Exons: 7
Coding region: 173-979 (268 amino acids)
Biological process (GO): regulation of shoot apical meristem development; fruit development; cell fate commitment
Cellular component (GO): nucleus
Source: RefSeq, marked validated
CCCACACUCCCCUGCACACCCAACCCAUCCACAUCCACUCGCCCAAGCCGGCCUUCGUCCCUGCCCAACGCUGCUUCACUCUCUCCAGCGAUAGAUAGCAUCAUCCUCUCCACCUGCACAGGAGACGACGAAGCAGCACCAUCGUCCGCGGUCCUUUGCUUCUUCUGGCGCCAUGACGUCGCCGGUGCCGGAGACGUUCAGCCUGCAGGACCAGCAGCCGCCGCCGCCGCCGCCAGCGGAGCAGGAGCAGAUCUGCUACGUGCACUGCAGCUACUGCGACACCAUCCUCGCGGUGGGCGUGCCGUGCAGCAGCCUGUUCCAGACGGUCACCGUGCGGUGCGGCCACUGCGCCAACCUGCUCUACGUCAACCUCCGCGCCCUCCUGCUGCCGCCGGCGACGGCGCCCGCGGCCGCCAACCAUCUACCGCCCUUCGGCCAGGCUCUCCUCUCCCCGACCUCACCGCACGGUCUACUCGAUGCUGAGACGAUGUCGUCGUCGUCGUUCCAAGCGCCGAGCCUGCCGAGCGCUGAACCGCCGAGCGCCGCCUGCGUGAGCGGCAUCACGAGCAUCAACAACACCGCCUGCGGUGGCAACAACGCCGCGUCGGCCAUGGCGCCGCCACCGGCCAAACCUGCACUGCACGAGCCGCCGCAGCUGCCCAGGAGCGCAGCGUCAGCGAACAAGACUUCAGAGAAGCGGCAGAGAGUUCCUUCCGCAUACAACCGUUUCAUCAAAGAUGAGAUCCAGCGCAUCAAGGCCAGCAAUCCCGACAUCACUCACAGGGAAGCUUUCAGCGCGGCUGCCAAGAAUUGGGCCCAUUUCCCACACAUCCAUUUCGGCCUCAUGCCCGAUCAGGGUCUGAAGAAGCACCCCAUGCAAACUCAGGAGGGAGCUGAAUGCAUGCUUUUCAAGGACGGUCUAUACGCCGCCGCCGCCGCCGCCACAGCGGCGUCCAGCAUGGGCAUCUCUCCAUUCUGAUGACUUCAGCUCCACCGCGGAAUGGUCUAUAGCGUUCUGCCUCUCUGUGCGCGCCUAGCCGCUUAGGGUUCUGAUGUCUCAGUUCCCUCGUUAUCUCCCGGUUGCUUGAGUGAGAGAUAGCUUCAAUGUCUAUCCCAGCCGGAGAAUCUCGAAAUGUCUCUCAGUACCCAUAUAUCUCUAAUAGUUCUCCUCAGUUUCCAGCUUCUUACUUUGUUAAUUUGUUAUUAUGCAACCUCUAGAGAGGUUGUUAUGUGUAUGACGAUGUGCGGCCUCUUAUCUUUAUAUGGACAUAAUUCGAGCUGGAUAUUCGGCUGAGCUAGCGUCUACUACGUACUUCAAAUUUUCC